Molecule: messenger RNA, 234 nt
Organism: Peronospora matthiolae
Lineage: Eukaryota; Oomycota; Peronosporomycetes; Peronosporales; Peronosporaceae
Source: the annotation of a GenBank genome assembly
AUGAACGUGCUAGAAGUGAAAGACCUUGGGCUAGUGACGAAGUUUCUUGGCAUGGGAGUAACGUACGACGACAAGAAUGGGUAUGCACUUGAGCAAAAACAGUGCAUUCGAGAGCUACUUGCCACAAGUGGACUUGACCUGGCAAACCCAACACGAACCCCUACUGGAGAAGAUCCAGACGGUGAGGGUGAAGGCGAUACACUAAUUGGAAUGAGCGGUGGAACAGCAAAGUAA